Molecule: messenger RNA, 1241 nt
Organism: Procambarus clarkii (red swamp crayfish)
Lineage: Eukaryota; Metazoa; Arthropoda; Malacostraca; Decapoda; Cambaridae
Source: RefSeq, a predicted model, not a curated record
ACAAGCACUACAAUGAGUGACGAGGAAGAUGCGUGUGCUCUUGUCUGCGACAAUGGCUCCGGCAUGGUCAAGGCUGGCUUCGCCGGUGACGACGCUCCCCGCGCCGUCUUCCCCUCCAUCGUCGGCCGUCCUCGUCACCAGGGUGUGAUGGUCGGUAUGGGUCAGAAGGACGCCUACGUCGGUGAUGAGGCCCAGAGCAAGAGAGGUAUCCUGACUCUCAAGUACCCCAUCGAGCACGGCAUCAUCACCAACUGGGACGACAUGGAAAAGAUCUGGCACCACACUUUCUACAACGAACUGCGUGUUGCCCCUGAGGAGUCCCCAACGCUAUUGACUGAAGCUCCUCUGAAUCCAAAAUCAAAUCGUGAAAAGAUGACUCAGAUCAUGUUCGAGACAUUUAAUAUGCCUGCCAUGUACGUGGCCAUCCAGGCUGUGCUGUCCCUGUACGCCUCUGGUCGUACCACUGGUCUGGUGUGCGACUCUGGUGAUGGUGUCUCUCACAUGGUCCCCGUCUAUGAGGGUUAUGCUCUUCCCCACGCUAUUCUUCGCCUAGACUUGGCUGGUCGUGAUCUGACUCUGUAUCUCAUGAAAAUUAUGACUGAGCGUGGAUACUCGUUCACUACCACUGCAGAACGCGAGAUUGUUCGGGACAUAAAGGAAAAGCUUGGUUACAUCGCUCUUGACUUCGAAAGUGAAAUGAACGUCGCUGGAGCUUCCACCACUCUUGACAAGUCCUACGAGCUUCCGGACGGUCAAGUCAUCACCAUCGGCAACGAGCGUUUCCGUGCUCCUGAAGCUCUCUUCCAGCCUUCCUUCCUGGGUAUGGAAUCAGUUGGAGUUCAUGAGAGUGUAUUCAACUCUAUCAUGAGGUGCGACAUUGAUAUCAGGAAGGAUCUCUUUGCCAACACUGUCUUGUCUGGUGGUACCACCAUGUACCCUGGUAUUGCCGAUCGCAUGCAAAAGGAAAUCACAGCUUUGGCUCCCUCUACCAUCAAGAUCAAGAUCAUUGCUCCUCCAGAGCGUAAGUACUCCGUCUGGAUCGGUGGCUCCAUUCUCUCGUCACUCUCCACCUUCCAGGCCAUGUGGGUUACUAAGGAAGAGUAUGACGAGUCUGGUCCAAGCAUUGUGCAUCGCAAAUGUUUCUAAGGAAGCCAUCUUAAUUAUAAAACUGUUGUAUUGUCAUUGGUGUCCAUAUAUAUUGAGCUAUCAAUAAACAAAGCUACAGGCAAAAUGUAGUUUCA